GCUCUGGCUGCUGCUAUGUACAGUAUCCCCUUAGAUGGGAGCGAGAGAGCAAGCAAGGCAGGCUGAGACUCAGGCUGUGCAAUCGUGAUUCGUGAAGAGAUGGGCUCAGUUUCAUACGAUUUGAUUUUGGGGCAGUAAAGGCAGUGGUGCCGGCCGCAUAUGUCAGCUCUCCGCUUAUGCGAUGGAGCCGUCAAGUCGCCAUGCGCGAGGAAGCUUGUUGCUGGGAAGGGAAUCCUGGUCCUGGCCUGCCGCCAAAAGAAGCAACCGACCCUCCGCUUUCUGCGAGCUUCUCCUUCCUUCCGCACAAACUCUAGGCAGAUGCAAUGGUCCAUCGAGGCUAUGGCCGAUGACAAUACUGACCAACCAGGCGACAAUAACACUCGCCUGUUUAGUGCGAUUCAGUCGUUUUUGAGCGAUUUAUACGGCAAGCUGAAGAAACUAAGGAAAGGGCUGCCGCUGAAGGUCCUGGUUUUUCUCAUCGGAUUCUAUUGCGCUACGGCAUUUGCUACAGUCAUAGGGCAAACCGGUGACUGGGACAUAUUGUCUGCUGGACUUGCCGUUGCCAUUGUGGAGGGCAUUGGUGCUCUGAUGUACAGGGCUUCGUUUUCAUUUCUUGGUAGGAUAAGGAAGAUGAUUACCAUAUUCAAUUACUGGAAAGCUGGCCUUACACUUGGAUUGUUCCUGGAUUCUUUUAAGUAUGAAGUAGAUGAAUUUCUUGAAUCCUGUAAUCCAUUCAACAUUGAUAUCAAUAUAUUUAGUCUUUGGUGAACAUCUGAAGGUUUUAUUUUUUUUUCUUUGCAUGCCAAUGAUAUUUUAAUGUAUCAA
Messenger RNA from Oryza brachyantha (malo sina), 825 nucleotides. Its product is annotated as ycf20-like protein. The record is from RefSeq and is a predicted model, not a curated record. NCBI's taxonomy places the organism in Eukaryota, Viridiplantae, Streptophyta, Magnoliopsida, Poales, Poaceae. Bases 160 to 768 code for a protein of 202 amino acids. The transcript is spliced from 3 exons.